Cataglyphis hispanica is the source of this 527-nucleotide messenger RNA. Its product is annotated as translation machinery-associated protein 7 homolog. NCBI's taxonomy places the organism in Eukaryota, Metazoa, Arthropoda, Insecta, Hymenoptera, Formicidae. The coding region runs from base 161 to 355 and encodes 64 amino acids. The record is from RefSeq and is a predicted model, not a curated record. The transcript is spliced from 2 exons.
CACAUCCAAGUCUUUAGAAUUCACAACUUAUGGCAGCACAAUCUAUAUAAUCGAAUCGAGAAAUUUAUCUUGCCGCAUAAACGUUUAUCAAUUUUUACGAAUUUUUGAACGUACAGUUUAUCAAUCCCAAUUCCGUUUGGACAUUUAUUAUUAUUGCAAAAUGUCUGGUCGAGACGGAGGUAAGAAAAAGCCCUUAAAAGCACCAAAGAAAGAAUCAAAAGUUUUAGACGAUCAGGACGUAGCUUUCAAGCAAAAGCAAAAGGAGCAACAAAAAGCAUUAGCUGAAGCAGCGAAAAAAGCCAGUCAAAAGGGUCCUCUAGUCACUGGUGGUAUAAAAAAAUCUGGAAAGAAAUGAUCAUCUGUAGUAUAAUGGAUGAAAUACGUGAUUGACUGCACAUAAAUGUCAGAUUAUAACAAUAAUUUUGAACUGAUCCAUUGUUAUACCGAUUUUCUGCGAUAUCUUUUUUUACGAUUCUUAUAUGUCGACAAAUGCUUGAAACUUGUAAAUAAAACAAUGUUAUGAUGUA